Molecule: messenger RNA, 6466 nt
Organism: Pocillopora damicornis (cauliflower coral)
Lineage: Eukaryota; Metazoa; Cnidaria; Anthozoa; Scleractinia; Pocilloporidae
Product: electroneutral sodium bicarbonate exchanger 1
Biological process (GO): regulation of intracellular pH; monoatomic anion transport; transmembrane transport
Cellular component (GO): plasma membrane
Molecular function (GO): sodium:bicarbonate symporter activity; solute:inorganic anion antiporter activity; monoatomic anion transmembrane transporter activity
Source: RefSeq, a predicted model, not a curated record
GUAAUCUUUCAGCGGUUUUGGUGUCAAUACAGCGUUGGUUAAAAUUCGCAAUUUCACAGAUUUAGAAAUAGUGUAAUCAAAUGAACGCUCAUUUUGGGAACAAGUAACUUUUAAACAUUUGCCAGGAACCGAUCAUUAAUCUUAUGCCACUGAUGUCUUGCACGAUCAAAUCGAAGUGAGCUGACCAGAAAAAUGAAUAUUUAAUACGUUUUUACCUGCCUGUUGUGCACGCAGUAAGUGCUCAUCUUUGUUAUGCAAAAAGCUGUUCUUCGUGUAGGUAAAUUAGCAAAAUGAAUUGUUAGCGUGACGCUUAAUUUUGAUUGGGCUAUUCUCGUGAAUGACAUCUCCGACUACCGUAAAAGAUUGCACAUAGCCCUAAAGAAUCAUUUCCAAUGGCGGAUUUUGAAAAUCGAGGUUACCGCUUGCUUGGAAGGUUCAUAGUUUCUUGACUUAAAUGAACUAAAGAGUGUUUUGAGAGGUCAGUUAUAGCGCAAUAUGACGUCGAAGGAAUAUCCGCCGAGAGUGGCCUCUGAAGUUGCCGUAGAUCCUCAUGCACUGGACGUUUUUCAUGCGCAAAUUGAAGAUGUUGAAAUUCAAGAUCAUCGUCAGGUCUAUGUUGGAGUUCAUAUUCCUCUUCGACAAAGGAAACAUCACCACCAUCAGCGGCAUCAUCACCACCGUCGCAGGCACAGGUCCCUACUGGAAUCCAAAGAUGAACUCUCAUCAGAUGCAGGGACACCAUCAUUGCCAACAGACAAAGUGCGCUUCAUUCUUGGUGGAGAAGAAGCUGACCAAGAGCAACACAAAAUGUUCACAGAAUUGCUGGAAUACCAGGGUGAUAAAGAGGGGAAUGAGGAGUGGAGGGAAAUGGCUCGGUGGUUGAAAUUUGAGGAGGAUGUGGAAGAAGGAGGAAAUCGUUGGAGUAAGCCGCAUGUCGGCACCCUUUCACUGUACAGUCUGUUUGAGUUGAGAAGUGCACUUUUGCGUGGAACAGUACUUUUGGACAUGAAUGCAAAUAAUUUAUCUCAAAUUGCUGAUCUUGUCCUUGAUGAUCUGGUGAAUAAAAAUCAAUUGGAUCAGGACAACAGGCAGCAAGUACGUGAUGCAAUCUUAAAAAAGAAGCGUCAUCAGGGAAACAAAACAACAAAGAAGAAGAACUCCAACCCAAUCAGUAGCUUUGGAUCAUUUGCAAAGAAAGGCUCAUCUGCAGGCUUUGGUGACAUGUUCAAAAGAUCUGAUUCAUCCCAUAAGACAACUGCUCCAAAGAAUUUAGAGGUGGUGAACGAGGAAGACAGAUAUGAUGGAGAGUUCCCACAUUUGCCAUCAGCUGCAGACUUGGUGGGAAAAGGGAAAGAGAGUGGUGUUAAUGGUGAUGCAGGUCUUAACAAGAUAGACUCCGAGACUUGCUUAGAAGCGUUUGAUGCCAACUUUAUGAAGAAGAUUCCCCAGGGUGCUGAGGCUUCCAAUGUCUUAGUUGGUGAGAUGGAUGUCAUAAAGAAGCCAGUGACAGCAUUUGUACGUCUGGAGAAUGCAUCACUUUUAGGUGACCUCACUGAAGUUCCAGUGGCAUCGAGGUUUAUAUUUCUCAUGUUAGGACCACCUGGUACACCAGGAAGGUACAUGGAAGUUGGACGUGCUAUUGGGACAUUGAUGUCAGAUGAGAUUUUCCACGAAGUAGCCUACAAAGCACAUUGCCGUGAGGAUUUGUUGGCUGGAAUUGAUGAGUUUUUAAUGCAGGUGACAGUGUUGCCACCUGGUGAAUGGGAUCCAUCCAUCCGCAUUGAGCCCCCAGAUGCUGUUCCAUGCCAGGGAAACCGUCUUGAGACUGUGAAGUCUGGAGGUGGUGGAGAAGUGGAAGAACAUGAUCCUGCAGGAGACAGAGAGGAACAACUUCAGAAAACAGGAAGGUUAUGUGGUGGUCUUAUAGCUGACAUUAGACGUCGUGCUCCUUGGUACUGGAGUGAUUUUAAAGAUGCCCUCAACCCUCAAUGCAUCGCAUCAAUCAUCUUUAUUUACUUUGCUUGUCUCACACCAAUUAUUACAUUUGGGGGUUUGAUGGGCACAAAGACAGGGAAGAACAUGGCUGCCAUGGAGCAAAUUCUUGCUGGUGGAAUUGGUGGAGUCCUCUUCUCCGUAUUUGGUGGUCAACCACUUAUUAUUCUGGGUGCCACUGGGCCUAUGUUAGUGUUUGAAGAAAUUCUUUAUACAUUCUGUGAUAAAUUUGGCCUCGACUACAUGCCGUUCCGUUUAUGGAUUGGUAUAUGGACGAUGUUGUACUGCUUUAUCCUCGUGGUAACAGAUGCUAGUGCCCUUGUGCGAUACUUCACCCGUUUCACAGAAGAGUCAUUUGCCACUUUAAUUGCGUUGAUCUUCAUUGUUGAGGGCUUCAAGAAGUUGUUCCAUGUAUUGCAUGAUAGCCCAGUGACUAAAGGUUACAUAACUAAUCAUAGCUGUUUAUGUUAUCCGGGCGAGGAAGAUUCAUCAGAUCAUCACAUGACAGACAGCUCGUCUUUCUACAACAUAACACCCCUGGACUAUCCUAUAGGAGACUGUGCAAGGUAUGGUGGUCAGCUUGUGGGUGCGGCAUGCAAUGAUAAUGUGUUUUUCCUGUCUGUCAUCCUUUCUCUCGGAACCUUCUUCCUGGCAGUCUCGCUGAAGGAAUUCCGUAGCAGCAGUUAUUUCCCAACAAAGGUCCGCUCAGUAAUCUCUGACUUUGCCAUCUUGAUCAGUAUCAUGGUUAUGGUUGGUGUGGACUUGGCAUUUGGUGUCAACACUCCUAAGCUUGACAUCCCAUUGAAAUUUGAGCCAACAAACAGUAAAGCCAGAGGAUGGAUAAUCCCACCUUUGGGUAAGAACCCUGUGUGGACCAUCCCUGCCGCAGCAAUCCCAGCCUUACUAGCCACUAUCUUAGUUUUCAUGGAUCAGCAAAUUACAGCACUGAUUGUAAACAGACGAGAACACAAACUCAAGAAAGGAGCAGGUUAUCAUCUUGAUCUUCUACUUGUGGCUAUUAUCAUUGGUAUAUGUUCAUUGCUGGGUUUGCCCUGGGUAGUAGCAGCCACUGUUCUGUCAGUCGGUCAUGUGCAGAGUUUGUUUGUAGAAUCUCAGUGCACAGCUCCUGGAGAGAAAGCACAAUUUCUUGGUGUGAGGGAGCAACGUAUCACUGGCACAUUCAUUUUCAUCUUGAUUGGCCUGACUGUGUUUAUUGCUCCUAUACUUAAGUUUGUUCCAAUGCCUGUUCUUUUUGGUCUCUUCUUCUACAUGGGAUUCUCAGCCCUUAGGGGACUGCAGUUCUUUGAUAGGUUAAAGAUCAUGUUUAUGCCUGUGAAGCAUCAACCUGAUCUGAUGUUCCUGCGACAAAUUCCUCUCAAGAGAAUCCAUAUCUUUACACUGAUUCAGCUAUUCUGUUUGGCUGUACUGUGGAUCAUCAAAUCCACUGAUGCUGCCUUGAUCUUCCCUGUUAUGGUAUUGAUGUUGGUUGCUGUACGUAAAGUCAUGGAGAAGAUUUUCAACCUCCAUGAACUUGAAGUGUUGGAUGACUUGAUGCCAGAGAGCAUCAAAAAGAAGCAAGCUGAUGAGGCAGCAAAAAAGAAGGAUGAUGACUAUGAUUCUGAUGAGGAUGAAUAUGACGAGGACGGUUUUAAUCAUUGUGAUGAAACUGAUGGCAAAAAGGCCCUCACUGAUGGAAAGGAGUUAAAUGGCACUGCAAAUGUUGUAGCACCAAUGAAUAUCUCAGAGGAGAUGUGCAGGAGCUCACUGUGGAAACAGUUUGUCAAGGAUGGAACAACAGCAAAAAGCAGAAAAGGCAAACCUGGUGACAAAUCCAAGCAUAAACACAAGCACCAUCACAAAAAUAGGCACCAUCGUCAUAAGAGAGAUCGUGAAGGAUCAGCUGACGAAGAGGGACUGUGGAUGCUUGAAAAGAAGAAGGAAAAUGGUGAAGAUGCAGGAAGUGAUGUUGAAAUGGGAAGAAAGCUUUCUACAAUAAAUGAGGACAAGCAAGAUAUUGUUAUUGACAUGGAGGAGAUACAGAAAUCAUUACUUGAGUUGAAUGAAAUUGGCAGCACUGUAGCUGGUGAAGGAGAUGACAAGCAAACUCCUGGUGAUGCGGAAAAUCCUGUUUAGAUUGUUUCUUGCAUGAAUUCUGGCAUUCAUUUAAUGCCAGUAUUGUUGGUCACAUGACAACAUAUUAGUACGCAUACAUGAUUAAAAGGCAGGUUCAAUUGCAUAAAAUGGCACACUUUGAGGUUGAAAUAGACAGCAGCAACCCAAUGUAUUUAAUUAGUAUCUCCAGUAACAGACAUAAGUUGAAGUGCAUGCAUGUUUACAUGGCAACGGUGAAUUUUCAAUUUUAUAAAAUUUUAAAACUCCAGAUUUCUCUUUGGACGUGGCAAUGUUUAUUGACUGCAUUAAUUGAUGAAAAAAAUCUGAUUUUUAAUUGAAGGCUGUAUUCAAACAUAAAGGUGAAAAAGCUGUAUAGGAAAGAGAUCUUUUGAUGUGACAAGUUAUGUGUGGUUAAAAAAAUCCAUAAGAUCUGUUCUAAGAGUUGGAAUUGAAUUAGAACUCCCUGGGAAAUUUAAUUAUCUGUUGAGAAAGAUUUUGACAUUUGGCAAUUUCUUCACAUAAUGAUCUCUGAAUAGAAACGUUUGUCUCAAAAAUUCAUCAGACUUUGUGUGUGGGCUGAAAGAUGAUAUAUAAAUUUAGGUGGAAAACAGCAUCGAGAAUGCUUUGUGGUAAAUCAAACGUUGCCUGUUAAGAUUGCUUGAGAAUUCACGUUCUUUAAAAAAACUAUAAUUAAGGUAGAUAUAGCAGUUAAGAAAAAGGCUUUAUGUGGAGAAUAACUUUAGUUGUUGAUAAGAAUUGUAUUUGGCCGGCUUUUAAGCACAAAUGGUGAGUACUUACAUUGGGUUGUAAGUUAUAUUUAAUAAAUAAGCUGUCAAAGUGGUAAAAUAAAAAGAUAUCCAUAAAACAAAUAAACAAACAAACAAACAAACAAGCCUUUCCAGCAGAGACAACAAACAGUGUUGUGUAGCAGUUUUUGCUGUAACUAAUAAAUUUCAGUAUUUUUGUAUUUUUAGUAAAUAAGGCAUAGCAGAGGCGGGUCCUCUUAAUAAUUGUUUCUAGCUUUUGUCAGUUCAGCCUCUCAAUCAUGGUUUUCUUUCUCUCACAAGACGUCUGUGACAAUGCAAACUCAGACCUCACCCUCAGGCUCAAGCCAUAUUUUUUCACUUUAAGUUUCCCUUCAUUUUGAGAUUUCUUUCAGUUACUCAGGAUAAAAUGACCAAAACUAAUGGUUACUGAAGGAAUUUAUUUUGAAACUUAAGUUAAUGUGAAUUAAAUUUGUGACAAUCUUGUAUUUGUGACUUUCAAUAGAAGGUAUUUAUUCCAGCUUAAUGCUAUAAUUUAAGAGGAACCGUCCAAUUUUGUAACUUUGUAGUAGAAUUUUUUUCUGUGUUUGUGGGCGUACUUUCAAUCUUUUGCAUUUGAUUUUCCAGUCAUGGUGUCCCACUUAAAGUAUGAAUCCUUUUUGACAGUAAUUUACUCUUAAUCAAAUAUUUGCUUUUGUAACUUAAUGUACUGAUUUUUAUGGUUUUCAGUCAGUGAUAACAUCAAUGAAAUUGAUCUUGCAAUUAUGUUCACCUUAUAUUUUAGUAAUAGUACUAAGAGCACUGUAGGCUUAAGCCAUAGAUUUUUGAUAAGUGACAUUUGAGAAUGUUUUAUGCAAGUUGCUCAUGCAGUAAUUAUCAUCCUCUAGGUUAUACCUGAUGUUGUUGAACUUCUCUCUUGGUUCAAAUUUUGUCAUCAUUUGUUGCUGCUUAUAGUAAUGAAUGCAAAUUCAUUUGAACAAAAUACACUUCAUAAAUAGGCUUUGAACCAAGAAUAAAGUUUAACGAUGAUAUACAUUUCACUUCGUCAUUUUGGUUUAAAAUUGUCUUAAUCAGUUGGAAUAGUAAAUGUAUUUUUUUUAUUUUCCUCAAUUUCGGAUGAUCAUAAAACCAAUCUGAUCACUAAAAUUUUAAACCUCCAUGAAUUUUUAACUAUACUAUAGACAAGCUUUAUUCACUACACAUAUUCCAAACUUUUAGAAAUGUAUGUAAAAAGUAUUGUAAUGUCAAAAUAUUUAUUGUAAAAACACAGCAAGUUAAAAUUAGUUUGUAAUUAAUGAGGUUACCUCAACAAAAAUCUGUGUAUUGUGUAAUUCACAAGAUUUAAGUAUGUGAUCAUAAUUGCGUGCAUUUGGGAACCAGUUCAUUGUCUUUUGUUUUCCAGUUGUAAACAACUUAGAGAAUAAUUUUGUCAAGAAGCAACACGAGUUUGACAAAUAAUUUAAAGAAGGUACAAAAUUGCCCGUAAGUGAACGUGAUAUGUCAUUCAAAAGUUUUGUUCAUAACUUAUCUGCUAAACUAUUGUCAAUUUGUGUAAGUGUUUCUGGAAAUCAAAUAAAGUUCACACAUUCACAUGAUAA